AAAUGUUGACGGUGCUACUGAUUUGAAUGGGGAAAUUGUGUCUGGUUUGACGGUCAUGUUGGAUGAGCACAACGAACUUGUGAAAUCUUUUCGUUUGGCUAGAGAAAGAAUUCAAGAACAUGGCGAAGCUAAUGUCAGGAUUCGUUUGAUUGGAAAGAGAUUUAAUGAUGCGAGACGUUAUAACUUGCCUACGAGUUCUAAAGUUGCUGUAUUGGUUGUUGGAGAUUUUGAUCAGGCUAUGGGUGAGCGAGAUAUAUUGGUUGAAACCAAGAGCGGACGACUUCAGUGGAUAAAUGAGCUUAAUGCUUCAUAUCUAGCUUUACAAUAUCCACUUCUUUUGCCUUACGGUGAGGAUGGCUAUAGAGAAGACAUACCCUUUUCAAAGCGGAAAGUUGAAAAAGAAAAAGGUCGAAAAACAGUGAGCGUCCGGGAAUACUUUGCAUAUCAGAUCCAUGAUAGGAAACACGAACCAUCUACUAUUCUUUCAUCGAGAAGAUUGUUUCAGCAGUUUGUCGUUGAUGCAUAUACCAUGGUUGAAUCAUCGAGGUUGCGGUACAUACGAUUCAAUCAGAGUCGACUCCGAUGUGAUAUUUAUAAUAGAUUGGCGGAUGCAGUUCUUCAGGGCGAUGUCGAUCCAAGCUCUAGAGGAAAGAGAAUUAUUCUGCCUUCUUCAUUCACUGGAGGACCUCGAAACAUGAUUCAAAACUAUCAGGAUGCAAUGGCAAUUUGCGGAUGGGCAGGUUAUCCUGAUUUGUUUAUAACCUUCACAUGCAAUCCAAAAUGGCCCGAGAUUGUUCACUUUUUGGAACCAAAGAGAUUGCGACCUGAGGAUCGCCCGGAUAUUAUUUGCAGAGUUUUUAAGUCAAAAUUAAAGGAACUAAUCAGGGAUUUUCGUAAGAAGCAGAUGUUCGGCAGAGUUGUAGCAG
Striga hermonthica is the source of this 926-nucleotide messenger RNA. The record is from the annotation of a GenBank genome assembly. Lineage: Eukaryota; Viridiplantae; Streptophyta; Magnoliopsida; Lamiales; Orobanchaceae.